UGGCGCUGUCUGAUGACAGCGCGAGUGUGUUUUUUUUGGGUGAGAAAAUGAAGUGCGUGUGAGGUUUUCAGUGCAUAUUUCUUUCAUUUCUGCAUCAUCACGAGCAUCUUUCAUGCCAAAUGUGUUCAGGAAGACUAGCUGGUGAGGUGUAGUGUUGGAAAAGUCACGAUGACCUCUAAGAUGAGCGGAAAGCCUCCCCUGGCCAUGAAUAGUGUGGGGGAGAAGAACAAGAAGUGGCAGCUGGAGCUGCUGAUGGAGCGUUUGCGGUCGAAGGCGUCCAAUAAGUCAUUUCCAGAACUGGCCAAGUCUGUUCGGAUGGCAUUGUUGGAGAAGCGGUAUGCACUGGAUGCCGUGGAGAAGGCGAAUCUGCAGAAGUGCUUGGACAGUAUGCAGCACUGCAUAAAAGUGACCACGCGUCAGGGCCUUGUGGAGCGUCUGGAGAGUCUCACGCGGCAACUGGGACUGAAAUUCAUGGAGGACUCGUCAGGACUAUUCAUCUCCUCAGACAUGUUCUACUUGGAGAUCGUGCUGGACGCCAAUGGAGCUGUGCAGGACGUGAAGGUGCAUCAUGAGUGCAAGAUUGAGCAGCAAUCCUGCAGUGAAUUGGUGAAUUGUUUGGUGAAUGGAGAUUUCGCGGACUUCACCACUCAACUUGAGGGCUUGGCGUCCAUUUAUCAACUCAACGCUGAGCCCAAGAUCAAGAGCAAAGCCUUCGUGGCGCUGCAAGCACUGGAAACCGAUCUGUAUAAUCUGUACAAGCUGCAGAGUUUCUACAAGGAUCCCACGGCUCUGCUCCUGCAAUCUGCCAUUGGUGUGGUGCAGAAGAGACGCGGCGGUCAUUCAAUGAAGUUGACGUACUUCGUGUCGCCUUAUGAGCUGUUGGAUGCCGAAGCGAAGACUCUGACGCCUCUCACAGUGGAUGGCAUUCACUCGCGAAAGCUGGGAACAAGUGUGACGGUGAAUCUGGAGGCUUCGGCGGCCAAUAAGCUGCAGAUUCAGUCGAUCCUCACAGUGGCACAGGACGGAGGACCUGUUUACGCACCUCUUGGCACACUCAACUCCACCAUGCUGCCCGCCAGCUUCGUGCUGACGCUGAACAAGAAGAUGCCCAUGACGUUGUCGCUGGUGCAACAGCUGACGCAGAUCACCGAGCUGUCUUUUGGUCCUGAUCCCACCGCGGCGGAGCCCCUGCUGGGCCUAAUCGCUGGCGAGGCGAUCGAUGGCGAACCUGUGGGCGGUUCUAAAGGCAUGUUUGUCACAUUGCCGGACCAGAAUCACUGCUAUUUCCUCACUGAGGGUGACUCGCUGAAGGGAAUUGUUGUCGCCAGUGUUCCCUUCACGGAACCCAUGCACGUGCCCAAGAUCAUCAAACUCCUGCGCCAACAAGCGCUAUUCAACACUUUCAUCUCCAGCUGCAUUCGGGCCAACAGUCGUCACGAUCCGGACAGCACCACGGUGUUUGAAGUGAGUGCUCUCUCUUGUCAGCACCUCAUUGUGUCUCUGGAGCAUCCGUAUGACGAGUCAAUGGCCACGGUGGAGUUCAAUCUCACGGACGUGAUGAAUAUUCAGUGUCGCAUCUUUGCUCCUGGCAGGACUUAUGACAGUUUGAGUGGCAAAUUAAGUCGCGUGGCACAGAAGACAUUGUCAAUUCCCGUAACAAUGCGCGCCUUGCUCAAGGCAUGGGAGCAAGAGAGUACUCUUCAGGGCCAGAGGGGCUUCGAUCAGGGGAAUUUUAGUCUUGCGCUCGGCUCCGGUGAUCCGGGCAGUCGAAAUGGGAGUGUUUCGAAUGACUUCAGUAAGUCUUCAGACUCCAAACCAGCGUCCAACGUCAGCAGAUCGCUGUUCUCGGACGAAGGGGCGACUGAAGAGGCGGAAGAUGCUGUGGGCGAUGAGGAUGCCGCUGAGGAUGGCGCGAGUGGAUUUGGCGAGACGGAUUUGGAUGUGUUUGACGCCGAAGUGGCGGCGGAGGCGCUGAGUGAGGCGGGAGCUUUUCAGGUGGUCACGGCGAGUGACGGGAGUGGGAAGAGUACGAAGAAGCGACGCGUGGAGGAGGAUUUUUGGAAGAGCCCAAAGAGUAAUGUGCUGGACGAGAUGAGUGGGAGCGGCAGCAACAGUGACUCCAACUCUUUGGGCGCUGAAUUGGCUGACGGUGGAGUCACGGCGUCCAGCUGGAAGUCCGACGUGGAGGCGACGUCCUUCAACAUCAGUCCGUCGCGCGAGCUCGAUGGCACGUCGGAUGGCGAGGCGGAGACUGAGAGUGGCGAUGGGGGCAAGAAGAAGAAGCGCUCCCGCGAUGAGAGUGGUGAGAAGAGCCUGAUGCCACCAUUUGUGAGUAUCACGCCCAUCUCCACGGCUCCGUCGACGAACUUUAGUUCAGUUCUGGCUGGCAUUGGUCUGGACAGGAGGCCAGGAAUUGAGAUUAUUCCGCUGGGAGCGACGCAGAAUCUCUCGUCUAGCAUCACAAUAACGCCCAUCAAUGCAUCGAGUGCGCCCAAGGAGAAGAAGUCUUCGUCGUCGUCAUCCAAGAGCUCCUCAAAGUCGUCCGACGAGCGGAAACUGGAGAAGAAGAAGAAGAGGAAGAGGGAAGACAGCCCAAUGGGACCACCGGAUGCUCUUAAUAAGCCAGUGAGUGUAAGCAUAAAGGGGUCCGAUGGGGCGCCGCUGUCGCCUUCGGGAUUGCUAAGGAAAUUCUCGUCGUCGUCGCCGAAGCAAUCGAGUCCCAAACAUUCGGGAUUGCAGAGUCCCAAGCAAUAUUCAUCGGCGUCGCCCAAACACAGCAGUGGCACGGGAUCUGGGAAGCCGAGCAUGUCGGCUCUCAAGUCUGCCACGAGCUCGCCGAGUGGCAAGAGUGGUGGUGGUGAGAAGAAGUCUUCCAGCUCUUCGUCUUCUGGCGCAUCGUCGCGGGACAAGGAGAGAAGCGAGAAGAAGUCCAGCCGCAGCGACAGUCCGAAGAUGAAGGCGUCGUCGGUGAAGCUGAAGCAGAUCGAUCUCAGUUCGGCCUUUCAGCUGUCUGGCAUGGACGCGGCGGGUUUGCAGGAUCUCAACAAGUCCUCGCCGCCAAGUCAGACGAAGAACCGCAAAGGUUUGGGCCUCAGUGCGGUGAUUGACAAGCUGAAGCUGGCGCAGAAUCAGACGGACGAGCCGAAGGAGAAAUCACCGCCGAAGGGGGACGGCGUGUCGCCCACAUCGUCAUCGUACAUGGUGAAGCCGAGUCUGGACGGUAUGAAGAUCACCAUCAACAAGACGCGCAACAAGGAGUCCUCGCCAAAGACCAGCGACUCGAAGUUGGGUCUGAGCGCGAGUUCCGGUGGCGGCAGUGGAUCCAAUUCACCCAAAACCCACACAGGUCUGAAACCUGGCGUCAACAGUGGCCCAGCGUCGAAGAAAUCCCAGCAAAACUCCUCCGCCACGUCGAAAUCAUCUGGCGCGUCAGACUCCAGUCGACCGACCUUCCAGAAGUCCAACUCUUCCGGCAGCUUGUCCAGCUCGUCUAAGGGCGGUGGGAAUGGGGGUGGCUUCACCAAGACGAGCUCAGGCAGCGAUCUGUCCAAGGCCAGUUCAGUGAAUCAUGGCUCUGAGGCGGGAAAGCGCGCUGAGAAGUCAAAGGCGCCGUCCAGGAACACUUUCGAGAGUGUCUUCCUGCAGGCCAAUCGAGAGGCGGACGCAGUGAAGAAGCUUGCGUUCGGCGGAACGACAAUUGAGGGUUUCAUGAAGGCGCUGGACAAGAAGUUUCAGAUUCCCAAGCUGUCCGCCAGGUCGGCGUCCACGGAUGAGGUGAAGAAGGAGAUGCGGCCGGCAUCGUCGUCUUCGGCGCCCACGACGCCCAUUCCGCAGAUGAUGGCCUCGCCCACGGGCAGCAACAGUGGCUCUGGCAGCUUCCAAGGCGUCAGUGGGGGUGUAACGAAGAUGCUGGCUGAGUAUCUGACUAAGGACAUGCCCGGCAAGUAUCCCUUCGGCACGAGCGCCUCGGGCGGCGGCAACACGGGCUCGUCGCCGAAGUACGGCGGUGUCUUCAGCUCUGAGAUUUCUCUGGGCAAGAGUCUGAGUCAGGAUUCACUGAAUCGCGACACUGGCGUGCGAUCUAAUCCCUCAACACCCACAUCCCUCGUAGCGUCGCCCUUUCCCUCGCCAGUGGCCAUUUCGCGCUCUUCUGCGGACUCUCCGGCUCAUGAUUCGAGCAAGUCGAGCCUCACGAAGGACUCCACGAACUCACCGCUGGCCACAAUGCGCCCUCCUUCGGCACCGCCGACACCCGUUCAGGCCUCCUCUGGCGACUCCGGAGCACUGGACUUCUCCACACGCGCUCCUCCGCCGCCCACGAAGACUUCCUCCUCCAUUUCCACCUUCCCGCCGUCGCCUAGCGUUUCGCUGCACAUCGUCAAGUCGCCAGUUCCGUCGCCGCUCGUCAUCCCGUCGCCCCACUCGGGCUCGCCGUGCAUCACAGACGACGAGCUGAUGGACGAGGCGCUGGUGGGCAUCAGUGGCAAAUGACACUCCGCCUCCCAGUCCACAUGCCUCGUGCUCGAGAUCAGCCUGAGUUUCGCCGCGGCGCGGCACACAAGCGUUUCACACAUAAGUUAUAAAGUACAAAAUAUGCUAUUUAGGAGUGAGCGUGGCCGAAGAGUGAUGGAAGCGUGACGAGAGGAAGAGAGAGAGAGAGAGAAAUAGAGAUGUCCAUAUUUUUUUGGAGAAUUGAGAGAUGAGGAUAGAAUCUUGAAAAGACUCUCCAGUUGAAGCGAAUCUUGACGUUAUGAAUUGUCUUGUAGAACAAACACACAUUUU
Molecule: messenger RNA, 4782 nt
Organism: Phlebotomus argentipes
Lineage: Eukaryota; Metazoa; Arthropoda; Insecta; Diptera; Psychodidae
Gene: MED1
Product: mediator of RNA polymerase II transcription subunit 1
Exons: 4
Coding region: 169-4491 (1440 amino acids)
Biological process (GO): regulation of transcription by RNA polymerase II
Cellular component (GO): mediator complex
Molecular function (GO): transcription coregulator activity
Source: RefSeq, a predicted model, not a curated record